GUUCCCCCCCACGUCGGCACCAAGCUGUACAUGGCCCAGAUCGAUCCUCAUCUCACGCGAGGCUGUGAAAUCGCUGUGGAUAUCAACGAGCAUCUCAUCAAUGACCUUGAAUGCGUACAGCUCAAAUAUCUCCGACGUGUCCUUGGCCUAUCCAGUCGCUCGCCUAUUGCCCCGCUCUUUGCGGAGACCGGCAUGAUGCCAUUGCGCCAUCGACGCUUAACGCUCGCUCUUCGCUACCUCGACCACGUCAUCCGCGCCCCUCCUGAGCGUUACAUAUCAUCUGCGUUGCAACUGCUCUUCGCCCUCUCUCUCGCCGGUCAUAGCACAUGGCUUACAGACCUGCUGUUCUCACUCCGCCGCUUGCCGCAUGCCCCUAUUGAUGCGACUGUCCUCGAUCUUCUUGAUCUCGGAAGACUUACGGAGAUCGAGCUCCAAACGUUAUAG
Punctularia strigosozonata HHB-11173 SS5 is the source of this 444-nucleotide messenger RNA. RefSeq lists its product as uncharacterized. The record is from RefSeq and is a predicted model, not a curated record. The transcript has a single exon. The annotation marks the transcript as partial. NCBI's taxonomy places the organism in Eukaryota, Fungi, Basidiomycota, Agaricomycetes, Corticiales, Punctulariaceae.